AAGACGGUCGUUUCCACUAACACCAAUUUAGCUGAAGGAUGUGUUUGGUGAUGGCAUUUCUGAACAUGCAGUGCUUCCUGCUUCUCCUCCUCCUACCCAUCGGUCCUGCAGUAACCGAGGUGGUGACAUCGAUGUCAGAUUGUGCGAACUUUUUCCUCCAGCAAACACCACCACAGAUCCCGGGAAUCUUGGAGGGAGGGAACAUCCAGAACCAGAACAGAUACAAAGCCAUUUGCCAGACUCUAAGAAACGCCAGAACGUUUGUGACACUCUACGACACCAACAACACGAUUCCAGUGUUUUCUGCUGGCAUGUACAGAGGGAAAGAAGCAAGUAGACCGAAUGUUAAUUGGAAGAUAGAACCACAGCUUGAGGACUUACGUCUCAGCCACAACAUGGGCAUUGAAAACAAAAAAAGGAGCUACAGAUACCAGGCUGUGAAUGCUGAUUACAAGAACCAAACGUCGUUUGACAGAGGCCAUUUAUUACCAAGCUCUUAUGGCUUGACUAAAAGAGAUAGCGAAUCUACUUUCACCCUGACCAACAUUGUUCCCCAAGAAGGAACAUUUAACAAGGGAAGCUGGAACAGCAUGGAGAACUGCAUCAGAUGUGUUCUGGAUGAAUACUGCAUCAACAACAACGGCCGUAAAGAAGGUUUUGUGGUGAUCGGAGCAAAGCCCAGCACCAACAACAUCCUCAACAACAAGAUUAAUAUUCCAGCCAUGCUCUGGUCGGCAUUCUGUUGCUACAGUCAGAGUAAGGGGAUGUGGUUGGCAAGUGCACACUGGGGCGAAAACGUCCCAGAAAAUAUUAAAGAUAAUCUAUAUAUGCAGACGAAGACCUUGGCAGAGCUUCAGGCUGAAAUGGGAACAGAAUUUGAAGUAUUUCCUGGAACAGAAUGUCCUCUCGACUCAACUGUCGCUCAGUUUUACCCUCAUCUUAACGCUGAAAAUAAUAACUGCAAAUGCCCACCAUCUGUUUCAACUACUUCUGCUCCUUCUACAUCUAUCUCUACCUCUCCAGUUUCAACAUCUGCCCCUGUUCCUACUACAUCAGACUCACCAACAACCACAUCUGGCUCACCCACUACCACAUAUGGCCUUUUUACAACCACAACUGGAACUUCAUCUACAUCUGGCCCCACCACCACUUCUGCCCCAGCCAGUACCACAUCUGUGCCUUUGACUACCACACCUGGAACUUCAUCUACAUCUGACCCCGCUACCACCUCUUCUGCCCCUGCCAGUACCACAUCUGGGCCUUUGACUACCACACCUGGAAUUUCAUCUACAUCUGGGCCUACACCCACAACUACUGAAACACCAGCAACAACUAUUCUUCUAACAACCACUCUCCCUCUGACCACAACAUCUUCUCCUACAACUACUAAACCCCAAACUACUACCAUUCUACCGACAACCACGGCCCCUACAACAACCACCACAACUACUACUGCUACAACCACUACCUCCACCACAACCACUACCACAACCACAACUACCACAACAACCACAAAGAAGAAAGACAAAGAUGAAAACAAAAAUGAAAGUGAGCAGAGACAAAAUGAACCAAGACCAGCAGAAGAAGCAGGCAGAACAAGGUUUCAUAAAUUGGCUGGUGUAGCAGCAGCUGGUGUAGCAGGAGCUGGUGUAGCAGGAGCUGGUGUAGCAGGAGCUGGUGUAGCAGGAGCUGGUGUAGCAGCAGCUGGUGUAGCAGGAGCUGGUGUAGCAGCAGCUGGUGUAGCAGGAGCUGGUGUAGCAGCAGCUGGUGUAGCAGCAGCUGGUGUAGCAGGAGCUGGUGUAGCAGGAGCUGGUGUAGCAGCAGCUGGUGUAGCAGCAGCUGGUGUAGCAGCAGCUGGUGUAGCAGGAGCUGAUGAAGCAGGAGCUGAUGAAGCAGGAGCUGAUGAAGCAGGAGCUGGUGUAGCAGGAGCUGAUGAAGCAGGAGCUGAUGAAGCAGGAGCUGGUGUAGCAGGAGCUGAUGAAGCAGGAGCUGGUGUAGCAGGAGCUGGUGUAGCAGGAGCUGAUGAAGCAGGAGCUGAUGAAGCAGGAGCUGAUGAAGCAGGAGCUGGUGUAGCAGGAGCUGAUGAAGCAGGAGCUGAUGAAGCAGGAGCUGGUUUAGCAGUUUCUAAAAUUAAACAUAAAAAAAAAUACUGUAAAAAAAUGGACAGGCAUUAUUCAGUACAACUACGUGAAGUAAUCUAUUGCAAAUUGUAUUGUGCAAUUUAUUCUUGUUAAACACCAGCAUGUAUAUUAAUUUGAUCAUUUCUAAUAAUAUAAGCAAAUCAGAAAAUCGAAAAUAGAUCCUAACAUUAAUGGUUCAUAUUAACACAGGCGACCACACACACAGACACACACUUAUAAUAACGUAUAAGUCACUCACCUACAAUAGUGCAAAGUGCUAUUACCUCCAUGUUGCAGCGAACCGAAUGGCAGCCUGUGAGGGGCUGCAUCACACCUCCGUGCUGACUCUGUGCCGGAUGUGUCAACAUCAACCACAAAUUCUUAAAGGUUUAGCUUUCCCUAAGCUGAUGACAUCAAAUGUGUUGCUUUGUACUGCAAACAGGAAGUGUUUAGGAAUUCAUUUAUCUCUCAAUGAUAGAAGAUGAUUAAUAUUAGAAAAAACAGCACUGCUCAUGGUAUUUCAAAAUCAAAAAGCAAGGUGAUAUUCCACCAAUAGGAAGGCAGAGGAGGCUCCUAUUAGCCAAUAGGAUCUCCCAGCAAGUCAUUACCUAAAACCUGCUAUUGUCCACUGAUUAAAAUCUGCACGACACAAGAAUGAGCAUCUAUGUUGUUUUGUUUUUUUAUUAAUCAGUACAAGAGACAUACAGAAUAAGGCAGAAAAGAAGUGGCCAAAGACAAACAAAAAGACAAUCUGCUUCCUUACAUUUCUGUGUUACAUUAAUGGAUAAAGAAGGAAGCACCUAAUGUGGUGACACCCCCCCCCCCCCCC
Seriola aureovittata is the source of this 2949-nucleotide messenger RNA. RefSeq lists its product as uncharacterized. The coding region runs from base 39 to 2234 and encodes 731 amino acids. The transcript is spliced from 3 exons. Lineage: Eukaryota; Metazoa; Chordata; Actinopteri; Carangiformes; Carangidae. The record is from RefSeq and is a predicted model, not a curated record. Gene Ontology annotation, molecular function: nucleic acid binding; metal ion binding; hydrolase activity.